CAGAUCUGACACGUGGGCGGGGACCGAUGGACCGAUGGAUGGAUGGAUGGACCGAUGGAUGCACCGAUGGAUGGACCGAUGGAUGCACCGAUGGAUGGAUCGAUGGAUGGAUGGACCAACGGAUGGACCGAUGGAUGGAUGGACCAACGGAUGGACCAACGGAUGGACCGAUGGAUGGACCGAUGGAUGGAUAGACCGAUGGAUGGAUGGACCGAUGGAUGGACCGAUGGAUGGACCGAUGGAUGGAGCGAUGGAUGGAUGGACCGAUGGAUGGAUGGAUGGACCGAUGGACCGAUGGACGGAUGGAUGGAUGGAUGGACGGACAGAUGGAUGGACAGAUGGAUGGACGGACGGAUGGAUGGACGGACGGAUGGAUGGACGGACGGACGGACGGACAAACGGACGGACGGACGGAUGGACGGAUGGGCGGAUGGACGGAUGGACGGACGGACAGAGGGACGGACGGACGGACGGAUGGACGGACGGACGGACGGACGGACGGAUGGAUGGAUGGACGGACGGACGGAUGGACGGAUGGAUGGAUGGAUGGAUGAAUGGACGGAUGGACGGAUGGACGGAUGGAUGGAUGGAGGGACGGAUGGAUGGAUGGAGGGACAGAUGGAUGGAGGGAGGGACGGAUGGAUGGAACGAGGGACGGAUGAAUGGACGGAUGGAUGGAUGGACCGGAUGGAUGGAUGGAGGGACGGAUGGAGGGACAGAUGGAGGGACAGAUGGAUGGAGGGAGGGGCGGAUGGAUGGACGAAGGGACGGAUGGACAGACGGAUGGACGGAUCGACGGACGGACGGGCGGACAGAUGGAUGGACAAACGGAUGCAUGAACGGACGGACGGAUAGACGGAUGGACGGACGGAUGGACGGAUGGACGAAUGGAUGGAUGGAUGGACGGAUGGACGGAUGGAGGGAUGGAUGGAUCCCCAAAAUCACAAAUUUUGACCUAACUGCCGAAAAUCAAAAAUUUUCGGAAUUAUUUUCUUUUCCUUCCGAAAUUUCGUUGUUUAAAAAUCCGAAAUAUUUCCUUUCUCUUUCGGAAUAUUUGCGUGGAUUCGUUAUGUUUUUUGGGAUUCACACAUCACGGAAAUUCGAUUUACAUUUCUUCUCGCUAUUUCCCGUGAUUUCGAAAAUUCCGAUUUUUUUUUUGUUUUAGUCUAUUGGCUGCAAGGAAAAUGAACAGAAGCGAGAUGA
This is a messenger RNA of Chara braunii, 1203 nucleotides long. The record is from the annotation of a GenBank genome assembly. NCBI's taxonomy places the organism in Eukaryota, Viridiplantae, Streptophyta, Charophyceae, Charales, Characeae.